This is a messenger RNA of Salvelinus sp. IW2-2015, 609 nucleotides long. RefSeq names its product potassium voltage-gated channel subfamily B member 2-like. Gene Ontology annotation, cellular component: dendrite; neuronal cell body; voltage-gated potassium channel complex. The annotation marks the transcript as partial. The record is from RefSeq and is a predicted model, not a curated record. Gene Ontology annotation, biological process: protein homooligomerization; potassium ion transmembrane transport. Gene Ontology annotation, molecular function: delayed rectifier potassium channel activity; protein binding. Lineage: Eukaryota; Metazoa; Chordata; Actinopteri; Salmoniformes; Salmonidae. The transcript has 2 exons.
AUGGCUGAGACAGUCGGACCUAAGACCCCCCUCAACACUCCACGGGGUAACAACCACCCAGGGGUAACCUCCCUCCCCCCAGAGCCCAUCCAAAUCAUCCGCACCAAGGCCAGCUCCAGGAGGGUCCGGGUCAACGUCGGAGGUCUAAACCACGAGGUCCUGUGGCGGACGUUGGACCGGCUGCCACGCACCCGCCUGGGUAAGCUUCGCGACUGCAACACUCACGAGAGCCUGAUGGAGGUCUGCGACGACUACAGCCUCCGUGAGAACGAAUACUUCUUUGACCGGCACCCCGGCGCCUUCACCUCCAUCCUCAACUUCUACCGCACAGGGAAGCUGCACAUGAUGGAGGAGAUGUGCGCCCUGUCRUUCGGUCAGGAGCUGGACUACUGGGGUGUAGAUGAGAUCUACCUGGAGUCCUGCUGCCAGGCCCGGUACCACCAGAAGAAAGAACAGAUGAACGAGGAGCUGCGGAGGGAGGCGGAGACGCUGAAAGAAAGAGAGGGAGAGAUAGAGUUUGAUAACACCUGCUGCCAGGAGAAGAGGAAGAAGCUUUGGGACCUCCUGGAGAAACCCAGCUCCUCCCUACCUGCCAAAGUCCUCUCUGUU